GUUCCUUAACAUGUUAGAUAUUAUAGCACAAACACACUGUAGUUUCAAGGGAACAUAGUUUACUAUUUAAGUGAGAAUGUAAUGAACUUAGAAAUGAUCCAUGUUAUAUUGAUUUAUAAUAUAGAUAUUCCCAGCAGCUUGGAGAUACAUGUGACAUGCCAACAAAAUCCUCAAACAACGAUCCCCACAUCUACAGAGGACAUAACAUCAACUACGAUCAAAGCAAGGGAGACAACCACACCUACUCAGUCACAAGACAGGACUACAACUAUUCAAUCAAGGGAGUCAACCACACCUACUCAGUCACUAGGCACGACUACAGCCAUUCGAUCAAGGGAGACAACCACUAUCAAUAUCUCGGGAUACAGCACACAGGGACAGGAAGUGUGUCAACAACAAGGCUAUACAUUAAGUGCUGUUGUGGUGCCGUUAGUUGUAACGAUACUGCUGAUAGCUGUUACCGUGGUAGGCCAUGUCAUCCUCUAUAGAAGACGACUUGGCCUUAUUAAACAGCCGGAAUGUUCCGAAGCAGUUACCUCACAGCAUGCUACUUACGACAGCCUUGACCUUUCUAAAGUGGAACCUCCCAACGUGUACGCGGACACAUCGACUGGACAGGUAUAUGUCAAUACCGCAAUAGAAUCGUGAUGUAUCCAUGGCAACUACAGUUUUAUUUUUACAAAGAGCUAUCCACAUCAGAGGAACCGCCAAUGAUAAUACGAAUUCCUACAAACAUGUACAUUGUACUAUAAAACUGCAAAGGUAGAUUGUUUUCAAUUAUUAUCAGAUUUGAAUCAAAAGAAUUAUCAUUUUGCACAAAUCAUGAGACAUAUCACACAAUUGAAAAAAACAGGAUUCAGGCUGUUACUCAGCCCCUAUAUCCAUAUCUCUAUAUAUUCUAUCGUAUUUAGAAAUCAUUGUCUUUUCCUGAUAUUUUUGUUGCGACUAAAUUUUUGUAUUUCAACUCGAGUAUAAAGAUUAAUUACAAAGUUCUUAAUUGUUGGCGAUGUAAGAAUAUAUAUAUCCAUAUUCGACAACCUUAAAGCUAAAUCAGUAUUUCUGAAUAUCAUGAUUUCUAUUCUUGAUUUUUUUUGUGUGUAUCAACUUGUUCUUGCUCCAAGAUUAGUUUGUCACUUAACUUCCUCUAUUGAUUUUUAGUUUGAUUAUAUUGUGUUUUAGAGCGAUUUUAUUAUAUCCUCCAUAAUUGCAAGGAACAUUGAAUUAUUGUACAUGUAAUAAUAUAAUAGGAAGUAUUUUUUUACUUCCGCGAACAGAUACCUUAAGUUGAUGACCUCAAUUUUCUUAUCAACAAUUAAAACAAAAUGUUAAGGAAUUGAUGUAUUAAAGCUUAUCAUUCAACGUCGCUGGGAAAUCACCAGUAAACUUAUUCACAUGUAAUUAUAAACAUGCUUCUUCCGACAGCGGUGAUGAACAGUAACAAUGAUAUUCCAGUCGGGUAGACUACUUAAACAGGAAUAUAUGUCAGGUUCUAUAUCAUAACGAACAGGUGACAAAGGCUCUGAAGAAACAGGUAUGCAUUAUCAAAUUCACUGAACAAUAGGGUUUAGUCCAUCCAGAUUCUAUACUAUUACAGUUGUUUAGAGAGUUUGGUCAUCCUAACAGAUUACCAAAUCUUUGACCAUUCAUAUCACUGUUAUACUCGGAUGUAUGAUGCAGAUUUAUUCCUCAUUCGGCAUCUUCCUGUGUCUAUUAAUUUUUCCAUUUCUUGAUAGCAACAUCUUUAGCUGGCUCUUCUACCGAACUUGUUUACAUGUCCCAUUUCCAUUACCAUGAUUUCCGUGACUAAAAACGGGAAAGUGACAGGAGUUGACACACAUUUGCAUUAGGGGGUGUCAUCAAUGAGGGAAAAACGGGUUUUGAAACACCUGGUCUGAUUCUUUGUUUUAUUUGUAUUUUGCUUGUUUUGGGUUUUUUUAGUUUAGAAUGGCGGUAACGUUUUUUUAAAAUGUCGCUCAUUUGUUCCUUCCUUACUGCAUCAUUAUCAGUUAUAACGAUAUCAUAGUUAUCACUGAGUUCUUAUCACCAAUACCUUUAUCUUAAAAAUAUUCCCUUCAGCAGCGAUAAUUUCCAGAUUCUAUAAUAGAAGACAAAAUAUCAUGUUGUUUAUCAUAGAUUUUUAUCAAUCCCUACACAUAUGAUAACCUUUUUUGUUACCUCGUGUUAAGAGGUUAUUUUUAAUUUUCUGUAGCAGUGCAAGCGCGAUAAGUAUUCAUUUUCAUAUCAAGUAUUCAAAUGGUGUUUGUUCAAUUAUCUGAUAAGCAGAAUACUGACAUGCAAAGGAAACCGAAACUUUGAACUCAAAGUCUAUUAAACGAGGAAUGACUACGAAUGGAGUUUAUAUUUAUACAUUAUAAAGCGUAAAAGGAGAAUACGACACGGAGUUCCGAAAGGCUAAGCGUCUCCUGCUCAUGGACGAUAUCCGUCAUGUUAAUCUAGGAAAACAACAGGUCAUCUUAUGUUCUCAAAAUGAGGACCGUGGCAGAGGACACUACAGACAGUGACUAUAUUUCCUUUUGUGAAGCUCCCAAUAUUUAAGCCGAGGUUGAGCAAAAUACUCCUAUAGAAUUAUCUGUUUAUUAUAGCCUUAUAUGCAUCAAAAUGUCGUUUUACUCAGAAAUUCACUGUGAUGU
Messenger RNA from Pecten maximus, 2651 nucleotides. RefSeq lists its product as uncharacterized. The transcript is spliced from 3 exons. The record is from RefSeq and is a predicted model, not a curated record. The coding region runs from base 82 to 648 and encodes 188 amino acids. Lineage: Eukaryota; Metazoa; Mollusca; Bivalvia; Pectinida; Pectinidae.